Messenger RNA from Ilyonectria robusta, 2000 nucleotides. Its product is annotated as cytochrome P450. Bases 55 to 1845 code for a protein of 596 amino acids. The record is from RefSeq and is a predicted model, not a curated record. NCBI's taxonomy places the organism in Eukaryota, Fungi, Ascomycota, Sordariomycetes, Hypocreales, Nectriaceae. The transcript is spliced from 3 exons. Gene Ontology annotation, molecular function: oxidoreductase activity, acting on paired donors, with incorporation or reduction of molecular oxygen; heme binding; monooxygenase activity.
UGGGCGUUGGGAGCUGAAAAGACGUUGAAGAGGGUAUAUAGCAAUGCCCCCCCAAUGUUUUGUUUCUUGAAAAAUCUUCAAAUUUCGUAUCUGAUCGUCUCGAGAGCUGAAGUAUUCACCAUGGCGUUCCUGAGUUCAGGAGGACCUAUGGUUCUCGUUUGCGGCACAGUAAUCAGCAUCAUCAUUUUUCUAUACCGCUCUCUAAUCCGGGUUCGAUCGUGUCCUUUACCGAAGAUCCCCUACAACGCCAAGGCAGCAUCCCGAUUCCUCGGAGACAUCCCUGAUGUCAAGAGCGCCAAGUACAGACGAUCAUGGAUAUGGAGCCAACCCAAGAUACACGGCUCUCCACUAGUCCAGCUCUUCAUCCAUCCUUUCGAGAAACCCGCUGUCGUGGUAUCCGACUAUCGAGAAGUUGUCGACAUUUGCUCCCGCCGACUGAAGGAGUUUGAUCGAGGGACCCGGAAUAAAGAAUGCGUGGGCUUAACUGCGCCCAAUUUCCACAUGACGAUGGAAUCGAGAGACCCCAGGUUCAGGCUACACAAAGAACUGCUGAGGGAUCUGAUGACGCCCGCUUUUUUGAACGAGAUAUCUGCCCCUCGAUUGUAUGAAAGGACAGGAGUCUUGAUUAAACUCUGGACACUGAAAGCUGACAAGGGACGAGGACGACCAUUCAAUGCUAGAGACGAUUUAUACCUGGCUGCCCUGGACAUUAUUUCCAGCGCCGCCUUCGGUCUUGAUGACGGCAAAGGAACAUUGGAGAGGGAGAUCUCGCACACACAAUCAUUCAACCCCAACGAGUUCAAGGGCUUCAACGGCCCUUUGCGUUUCCCCAAGGCACCGACCGACCCCGAGACCGCGUCAUUGUUCGAUCUCGCAGACAUGAUAGCCAUUGCCCAGGGCAGUCCAUUCCCUACAUUGAGCCAGCACUUGGCAAUGCUAAAGCCCAAGCACGCCAAGGCGUGGUGGUACCGGCGGCGUCUGAUCCAUCGCCAGACUACCAGGAGCGUGGAUAGACUCAAGGAAGGAAGGGGAGAAUUCAUGCGUGAAUGCGCUCUCGAUCAGCUCCUGUGGCGAGAGAUGAGCGCCGCAAAGAAGGCUGAUCGCAAGCCGGACUUUUACUCUCCAAUUAUAAGAGACGAGCUCAUUGGCUAUCUUCUUGCUGGCCACGAUACUACUGCCACUGCUAUCGCAUGGUGGGUGAAGUACAUGGCUCGCCACCAGCGAGUUCAAGACCGCUUACGAUUCGAGCUUCGCCAAGCGCAUUCCUACGCCGUCGAAGAAGCCCGCUGGCCGAGCAUAAGAGAGAUUACCUCGACUUCAAUUCCAUACCUGGACGCUGUCAUGGAGGAAACUGUGAGAUAUGCUGCUGUUGCAACGCUCAUUAUCCGAACUACCACUUGCGACACCGAGAUCCUGGGCUAUCCCAUCCCGAAGGGGGUCAACGUCAUUUUGCCCCUGACAGGUCCGUCGAUGAGCGAGCCAGCCAUUGGAAUUCCUGAAUAUCUCAGAUCAACUGCAUCUCAAAAUGACAAAGACCGUGUGCCGCCCUGGGGUGACAAUGUUGGAGAGUUUGUUCCGGAGCGCUGGCUGAAAUGGGAGUGUGGAGCCGAGGGCAUCUCAACACAGGUAUUCUGUCCAAAAGCCGGCCCAAACCUGGCAUUUUCUGCGGGACCGCGUCAAUGCUUUGGCAAGAGGUUGGCGUACCUAGAAAUGAGGGUGUUGAUGACGCUUCUCAUUUGGAACUUCAAGUUUGGAGAGUUGGAUGAGGAGCUUAACAGUGAUGGGAUAGUGGAAAGUCUGGUCAACCUCCCAAAGGACUGCUACGUGAAGCUCUCUAAGGUUUAAAAGAACUGUCCAGUAGCCUUCUCACACUUUGGGCCCUAUUUGGCAGCAUCACAGAGGCGUUAGAGGCGACAGGCUGGAGCCUAGCCCUGAUAUCCAUUGUCUAUUUAAGUCAGACAGAGUGGAUGGUAUGAAUUAUGAACAAGUUUACAUGACGC